AUGUCAAGUUUGAAGCACUCCAUCCGCCAACAACAAGCCCAACUCCAGAACCUCGAAAACUUUGUCCGUGUAGGACCACGACCAUACCCAUCAGACCUACGAGAAGAACUUAACGACAAUCUCGACAUGUACCCACCCUCCUCUUAUACAAGCUCACCACGACAUGUAUCGUCAUCCUCCUUGUCCAUGUCAUCGAGCGGACCACCGCCGUCAUCAUUCGUAGCGCCUGGUUCUCCGUCCACCUCACCGACAACGUCGACGGCGGCAUUCAAGAUGAAACGACGGUCGAGUUAUGACGUACUACAUGAUCUGGCCGGACCCGACUCGAACCUGCCUCUCCCCAAGCGGACGGAUUCCUCUAUGGGACACCACCACGAUUCAGAGAAUGGGGUCAUCCGGGAGGGCGUACCCUUCCAGAAUGGCAGUCCUCAAGCUAAACGGGCACCAAGUCCAACUCGUACUCUCUCUCGAAUACCUAUCUCUUCUGUCGGCAAUGCACGGUUACUCGCCGACGAUAGCCAAAAUUCAGUAACGCCUCCCCGCCCGUCCCCGACUAGCAAGUCAAUAUCCCUCGACGGCCACUCCAACGCCGACACUUCCACCUCUUCCAUAACCGCCGUCGCCUCUCCUUCAAAGCGCCUGUCAUUUACGCCGGGUAACACGACCAAAGUCCUCGCCGACCUCCAAACCGGCGUUGUCAACGCCCGCAAUGCCCUAGAACACACCAAAUCGCAACUCCGCCUCUCCCAACGAACCGUCUCACAACUUACACGAACGACCGAGGAUCUCAAAGAGUCUAGAGAACGACUGAGAUUAGAGAACGAAGGUUUGAAUAAUGUGGUGGCGAGGAAGGAGAGAUUGUUGCAGGAGGUGUUGGAGAGGGCACGGAAGGCAGAAGCGGAGGCUGCCGCGCUGAAGCAACAGCUCAAGUCGGAGACAACUACUUCGAAGAAGACGUUGCGGGAGAUGGAAGCGGCCUUAGCAGAGUCGACCGCUUUGUCGUCCAAGUCUGAACGGGAGUAUAUCACGUUGAGGGAUAGUAUCAAGGGCAUGGUAGAGUCGUGGAAACGUGACACUGAUCGGCUACGCGAGGAGAUCAACAAACGCGAGGCGAAGUGGAAGGCUGAAGGGGAGAAGAUUGCUAAAGAUUACAAGCAAUUGGUGCAGGAGCUCAAGAAAGCUGAAAAGGCUCGGGAGGACCUGGAGAAGUUGAAAAAGCAGGAUGAGGUGAAGAACAAGGAAGUGGAACAGAUGUGGUCGGACGAGAUUGCCAAGAUGAGGGAGGAGUUGGAGAAGAGCAAUCAGGAAACCGACAAGGCGGUGAAGACGGCAAAGGUGCUGGAGGAGGAACUGGCGAGGUUGAGAAGGAUGAUGCGCUCGGCGGGUAGAGAAGCCGCUGAGAAGGAGGAACAAGAAAAGCAAGACAAACCUCCGUCAUAA
This is a messenger RNA of Coprinopsis cinerea okayama7#130, 1440 nucleotides long. RefSeq lists its product as hypothetical. The record is from RefSeq and is a predicted model, not a curated record. NCBI's taxonomy places the organism in Eukaryota, Fungi, Basidiomycota, Agaricomycetes, Agaricales, Psathyrellaceae. The transcript is spliced from 3 exons. The coding region runs from base 1 to 1440 and encodes 479 amino acids.